AUGUGGCAACGCAAAACCACCCUGAUCCUCGUGCUCGUCCUCGCCGCCGUCUCGCUCCGAGCGUGCACGGGCACGACUAGCCCGACCGGCAAGCCGCUAGUGACGGUCGUGAACAUUGACCAGUCAACGAACCUCUUCACCUCGCCGCUCAACUCCGGCCGCCCACUCGUUCUCGACCUCUCCAGCGCAGCCCUCUCGACGGCGUGCAACACGCAGACGACCAAAGUGUCCAUCCCCACCACCGCUUCCUGCGCCGCACCGCCGGGCGGCGGGGUCUCAGGCGUCGCGGGGCUCGGGCCCUCGCCGCUCUCCUUCUCGUCCCAGGUCGCGAGCCUCGAGAGGCUCCCAAACAAGUUCGCGCUCUGCCUCCCCGGGGAACGACCCUUCGACACGGGCGCGGCCAUCUUCGGCGGCGGCCCGCUCUUCUCUCCGUCGGUUAUCACGAACGAUGAGAGCUUCGACUCUCCGCCGACGGAGGGGCAGGACAUUGCCAAGCUCCUCUCCCCAGAGAUCCCGCUCCGCCGCUUGCCGCACACCGGUGGCCUUGAGCGGUGCCAAGACCGCCCCGAUGGCACCGUUCGAGCUGGCGGGCAGAACUGGACCGCCAACCCCACCAAGUUCGUGUCCCGGUGGGUCGCAUGCUUCGCGUUCGUCAGGGCGAAGCAGCCGCCGAGCGCGGGGAUGCCGGCGGUGGUCAUCGGAGGGUACAACAUGGCCGGCAGGGUCGUGGUGUUCGACCAGGACAGGCAGAAUAUCAGCUUCACUCCACCGAUCAACCCCAAGAUCUACUGCGGGAACGCCAAAUUCAUGCCCUGCUGGUAA
This is a messenger RNA of Brachypodium distachyon (stiff brome), 822 nucleotides long. RefSeq lists its product as uncharacterized. Gene Ontology annotation, biological process: proteolysis. The transcript is spliced from 4 exons. Bases 1 to 822 code for a protein of 273 amino acids. Gene Ontology annotation, molecular function: aspartic-type endopeptidase activity. The record is from RefSeq and is a predicted model, not a curated record. Lineage: Eukaryota; Viridiplantae; Streptophyta; Magnoliopsida; Poales; Poaceae.